Ramularia collo-cygni is the source of this 3159-nucleotide messenger RNA. Its product is annotated as probable glucosidase I. Lineage: Eukaryota; Fungi; Ascomycota; Dothideomycetes; Mycosphaerellales; Mycosphaerellaceae. The transcript is spliced from 4 exons. Bases 1 to 3159 code for a protein of 1052 amino acids. Gene Ontology annotation, biological process: protein N-linked glycosylation; oligosaccharide metabolic process. The record is from RefSeq and is a predicted model, not a curated record. Gene Ontology annotation, cellular component: endoplasmic reticulum membrane. Gene Ontology annotation, molecular function: Glc3Man9GlcNAc2 oligosaccharide glucosidase activity.
AUGGUUUUCGUCGACAACAAGGAAGUCUCCAGCAAAGAGGAGGAGCGUUUGAAGGAAGACCGUGAACGAACCAAGUACUGGAAGAAAUGGGGGCCUUAUACCGCUGAGCGACAAUGGGCUACUGUCCGUGAGGAUUACUCCGCCGAUGGCGAUGCCUGGAGUUCAUUCACCUACGACAUGGCUCGGGCUCGUGCUUUUCGAUGGGGCGAGGAUGGUAUUGCUGGUGUUUCCGACUCGCACGGCCGCAUGAACAUUGCAUUUGCCUUUUGGAACGAGAAGGAUGGUCAUCUCAAGGAGCGUCUCUUUGGUUUGUCCAACCCUCAAGGUGUUCACGGCGAGAGCAUCAAAGAGUGCCAUUUCCACCUCGACAACACACCGACCCACUCGUACAUGAAGUUCCUCUACAAGCUUCCGCAGGAGGCUUUCCCAUAUGAAGACAUAAUCAAGGAGAACGCCCGAAGAAACAAGAUGGAGCGGGAGUACAAUCUUGUCGAUACUGGCAUAUUCAAGGACAACAAGUACUGGGWCAUUUUCAUCGAGACCGCAAAGGAGGCCGACAACCCAGACGAGUUGCUUUUCCGCGUGACYGCCUACAAUCGUGGUCCGGAACCUGCAAAGCUUCACAUUCUCCCUCAUGUCUGGUUCCGCAACACCUGGGCAUGGGGCCGUGACUCUUACAAGCCCAGCAUCACUCAGACAGAACCUCUAGUCUCCCACAUUCAACAUCGCGACCUCGGCGAUCGCUACUUCCAAUGCUCUCCUUCGCCAAACAGCUGCGGUAAUGAGGCCGAUAUUGAGCCCGAAUUCCUCUUCACAGACAACGACACCAACUUUGUUGAGCUCUGGGGAGCCAAGAAGAACAAGGUGCCGUACGUAAAGGACGCCUUCCACAAGCGUGUGGUUAAAGGGGAUAAGAAGGCUUGCAAUCCCGACCACACUGGUACCAAGAGCGCAGCUUGGUACGCUUUCGACCAGAACGAGGGUGUUGCCCCGGGCGAGUGCGCUGUCAUCCGCAUGCGGAUCUCCACCAAGAAGGAAGAGGGCUACCUGGAUGAAGAGCAAUUCGRUCAAAUCAUGGAAGACCGCCUCGCCGAGGCCGACGAGUUCUACUUCAAGAUGAACCCGAUGCCAAUGGCGGACGAUCUUCGCAACAUUCAGCGUCAAGCUCUAUCGGGUAUGAUGUGGUGCAAACAGUACUACCACUUCAUCUGGGACCAGUGRGCCAAUGGCGACCCCGCCAUGCCUCCUCCGCCGCCGGAGCGUAAAUCUGUUCGAAACGCCCAGUGGAAGCACAUGCAUUUGGAUGAUAUUCUCUCCAUGCCUGACUCCUGGGAGUACCCCUUCUUCGCCGCCUGGGACUCCGCAUUCCACUGCAUCCCGCUCUCCAUGAUCGAUCCCGAAUUUGCCAAGAAGCAGCUUGACCUCUUCACCCGUGAGUGGUACAUGCAUCCCAACGGACAGCUGCCUGCUUAUGAAUGGAACUUUGGCGACGUCAACCCGCCCGUCCAUGCUUGGGCUACCUUCCGAACUUUCAAGCUUGAGCGCAAGAUGUACGGGCGUGAGGAUCUUGACUUCCUCGAGCGUGUCUUCCAAAAGCUGCUCAUGAACUUCACUUGGUGGUGUAACCGCAAGGACGUWGAUGGCAAGAACGUGUUCGAGGGCGGAUUCCUCGGUCUGGACAACAUUGGUCUGUUCAACCGUUCAGACCCCCUGCCCACUGGCGGUAAGCUGGAGCAAGCAGAUGCCACCGGAUGGAUGGCUUUCUACUGCCUCAGCAUGCUCAACAUCGCCUUGGAGCUCGCCAAGCACCGUCGCAUCUACGAAGACAUCGCAUCCAAGUUCUUUGAGCACUUUGUUCUCAUCUCCGACGCCAUGCAGUACCGGGUCGGAUCCGAGUCCAAGUCACUCUGGAAUGACGAGGACGGUUUCUACUACGAUGCGAUCUCAUGGGGAGGACCCCACUCGCAUCAGAUGCACGUCCGUUCGCUCGUCGGACUCAUCCCCAUGUACGCCACUCUUACACUUGAGCCUCAAGUCAUUGACAGAUUUCCGUCGUUCAAAAAGCACAUUGAGUGGUUCUUGAAGAACAAGCACGACGUGGCGUCUCGAAAUAUUGCCAGCAUGGCUYGACGUGGAAAGGACAACCGUCUGAUGCUCUCUCUCGUGAGUGAGGACCGUCUUCGUUCCAUCUUGAAGUACAUGCUGGACGAGAACGAGUUCCUCAGUCCUUACGGCAUCCGAUCACUUUCCAAGUACCACAAGGACCAUCCCGUCACGAUGGACGUCAAUGGACAGCACUAUUCCGUCAGCUAUAUCCCAGGUGAUUCGGACAGUGGUCUCUUUGGUGGCAACAGCAAUUGGCGUGGUCCGACUUGGAUUGCCGUCAACUUCCUCCUGAUCGAGUCACUUUUGCGAUUCUACAUGUUCUACGGCAACACCUUCAAGGUGGAGUGCCCGACGGGUUCCGGCGAAUUCAUGCAUCUCGGCCAUGUUGCAGAGGAGAUUCAGCACCGACUGCAGCAUUUGAUGGCAGCGGAUCACACCGGCCGCCGCGCGAUCCACGAUGGCAAUGACAUGCUCGACUUUGACGUGAACUGGAAGGACAAUCUGUGGUUCUACGAGUUCUUCGAUGGUGAUACCGGCCGUGGUCUAGGUGCCAGCCACCAGUGCGGUUGGACCGGUCUGAUGGCCAAGAUUAUUCAAGAUACUGGCGUAAACUGCCGCCUGCCACAAACUCCACGAUCUCCAUCGGUGGCCGCCGCACAUUACUUUGAUGACACCUUCAGCCGUCAACGUCGGGCGUCUCUAGGACCGCGACGACCAACUGGCUUUGCUCGUUCUGUUACUCGCACUCGUUCCAUUGGCCAGCGUAGUGACUGGGGUAGCACGAAUGGUGAUAACACCGAGACUGGCGACAACACUGAGAACGGCGAGGAUGCUGACGAGGACGAACCCUCUGCCAAUGGCAAGCCUGAGCGUACUUGGAGCAUCUACAAGGAAGACGACUCUAGCAAGCCUCGUCCUGAGGAUGAUCCUGAUGACCCGAUCAACCGCUAUGUCCAGGACCAGCUCUCACGCAUCAAGAGUCACGAAAGUGCGGAGAUGGCCGAGGAGCUGUCGUCGCUGAAUGACGGCUCGAACGAUCAAGUUCGAGGUUGA